This is a messenger RNA of Zea mays, 300 nucleotides long. The record is from the annotation of a RefSeq genome assembly. NCBI's taxonomy places the organism in Eukaryota, Viridiplantae, Streptophyta, Magnoliopsida, Poales, Poaceae.
AUGCUAAUUGUUUUGUUCCGAAGCAAAGAUAUCCGCGGAGGCCGGUUCGUUCGUCCUAUUCUGAUAUUCAGGACCAAGAGGUCCUGGAUUCUCUUUCGGAUAGGCCCUGAAAGGAGAAGAGAAGCUGAAAUGCCAACGGACCUCUGUCUAUUCUCUAAUUCACCCGAUCCGAUAGUACCCGUUUUUGGAACGUCCAGUGCCAAAGUCACUGAAUGGGUAAGUCACCAAUCCAAUCCCUUUGACAAAUCGGGUGUCAUAUUAGAUAUCAUAUUCUAUAUAUAUAGAAAUAUCAUAGAAUAG